Molecule: messenger RNA, 620 nt
Organism: Hydra vulgaris (swiftwater hydra)
Lineage: Eukaryota; Metazoa; Cnidaria; Hydrozoa; Anthoathecata; Hydridae
Source: RefSeq, a predicted model, not a curated record
AUGAUUGGUGUGGAAUGGAUUCGUAUAGAAAUGGUAGAUUUGGUAUUUUAUGGGUCCGAAAAGCUAGAAUACCAAACUAAUAUCGAUAGCUUGCUAGUUUUAUCACGUGAAUACGGAAUAAGUAAAAUCAACAAUUUAUGCGAAGAAUAUCUUUUACAAAAAAUACCAACUGUUGACUUGUUAAUAACUGCACAAGAGUUUGAGUUAGAAAGACUCAGAGAAAAAUGCAUUCAGUACUUUUCAGAAAAAGCUUUAGAACCAUUGCAAAAUUAUCCAAAGUAUAACGAGCUGAGUAAAGAAAACAAACUGAAACUAGCUAAGGGACAGAUUAUGGUUUUGCGAAAGUUCUGUGAAAAUGCUAAAACUAAAUUUCCUAAUAAGACGAUUUCCUAUUACGAUUACAGUAAUGUAGCCUUUAUGGAAAAUGAAUCAAAGAAAAUGAGAAUAAACAAUGAAGAUGAAGAUUAAAUAGAAACUACUGAUAAAAGAACCUCAAAAUGUUUGCACACUCAUUUUAGUUAAAAAGUUGUUAAUAGAUUAAGAGACUAACUCACUAAUAAAAUUUUAUUAUGAUUGUUGAAACAGUUUUUAUUAUAAUUGUUGUUGUUAUCAUUGCUAUC